CGACUUCGUCUCAAGUUUGUAUGUAGAUCUGAUCGAUAUCGGUGCUCACACUUACAGCUUAUCCACAACGAGUGAAUACGAAACGGCCAGCUAUCUGUCGUUUCCAUGUCCUGGCGUCCAACAACCUCAUUUAGUGACAAGCUGUGGCGGUUUCCCAAGGAUGUCACCUGUCUCCUGAGCGAGAUGUGAUAUGAAUACAUCAGCCCACCACGACAUGCUCUUCUCCUACGGGAGGCAAGACGCGUUGAGCCCCAGGCUGGAAUGGCGCUGCCCGUCGACCCAUCCGGCCAUCUCGCGGCACUGAUCACCUGGUCGACAUUGAACCUCUUCGCCGGCGUCUUCAACACGCUGCUCUUCAUCACGACCCUUAUCGCGCAAGGUCUCGACGCGCAAGCGACCCUGCUGAACCUCCAGAUCGUGUUCAUCCUCGCAUCGAUCUCGAACAGCGCGUUGGUCUGGACCGGGCACGCGCUGCGGCAACACGUCCCGUUCUCGCUUUGCACAUUCAACGCCGCCGUGAACAUGUCCAACGUCCCGCUCAUGAGUGGAGCGGCGCUUGCGAUGGUCGCACAGGUUUGGGGAACAGCGAUGAAGACCUGGCAUCCUCGUCUCGAGCCGAUUCUAGCGUGGGUCGUCUGGACUCCGUUGCUCGUCGCACUUCCUUACCUCUGCGCCGUGCCUCUGUUUGUGACGGCUGUAAUCUUGGGAGUCACGCGUCCAGCGGAUGUUUUUCGAGGCUCUCCUUUCUACUGUGUCGUCAAUAUCAAUUGGAUCCAGAUUCUCACCAGCUGCUUCGGUGCCAUCUUUUCGCUCGUGACGCUCGUUCUAGCUGUCUGGACCUCCUCUCGGAUCUUUGUUACCCGGCAGCGGCGUCAACAGUCCCCUUCCCGGGUUCACGAUAGUGGCAGUCCAUUGCUCUCUCACGCAUUCAUCAUCCGGGUCGUGGCAUUCUCAUGCUUUGUCCUGGCAGCCUCCAUAACCGGUCUCCUUGCGUUGGCAACCGCUUUCACAGCCGUGGUGCCUGAUAUCGUUCUAGCUUCCUGUGGUGUCGGGGCAUUUUUCAUAUUUGCCAGCUCAAAGCCGAUCCUGCGAUUUGUCUUCCGAUGUCGGCGCAAACAAGAUGCCGUGUGUCAAACCUUCUCGUUCUCCCAAUCCAUCAUCAUCCCGGAAAUGAGCGACGCUAGCUCUCAAGUGCCUGAACGCCAUUCGACCGACUCUGAUUCCGGUGGCCCCGACUACAUGUACAAAGCACGCUUUGGGGACAUUCAGAUUGUCCGCACAGUAGCCACUACACAAGAGGAUAUUCUCCGUUUGCAUGGACUUCGUGACUGAUCGAUGAUCGAGACCCUCUACGUCUCUGUACUUUUUUAAUGAAACUCGUUGCAAAGAUCUCACUUGUA
Mycena citricolor is the source of this 1400-nucleotide messenger RNA. The record is from the annotation of a GenBank genome assembly. Lineage: Eukaryota; Fungi; Basidiomycota; Agaricomycetes; Agaricales; Mycenaceae.